Molecule: messenger RNA, 1396 nt
Organism: Rhinichthys klamathensis goyatoka
Lineage: Eukaryota; Metazoa; Chordata; Actinopteri; Cypriniformes; Leuciscidae
Gene: klf6b
Product: Kruppel like factor 6b
Exons: 4
Coding region: 351-1094 (247 amino acids)
Biological process (GO): regulation of transcription by RNA polymerase II
Molecular function (GO): RNA polymerase II cis-regulatory region sequence-specific DNA binding; DNA-binding transcription factor activity, RNA polymerase II-specific
Source: RefSeq, a predicted model, not a curated record
UGUUUAUAUACUUCCCCAGAAAUAGCGCCAACUACAACCCACCAAUCAUCACCCAGAGAGACACACCGAUAACCAAUGACACACCCAGUGGGUGGAGUCGAAACGGUGGGCGCGGCACUAGCAGAAGCCUCUGAUUGGUCCGCUCACCGCUGGUGACGACGCUCAACGUGUUUCGCUUGUUUUGAAAUGGGAAGUUUGCAACUUUGCAAAGUGUGCAGCGCUUCUGUGCAGCCGAUCGUCCGCUAAAGAGAAACAAGCUGUUGCCUUCCCUCCGCGCAUGAAGACACGGUGGGAAAGCGCCUUUUCCAGGAUUCCCAGCUGGGUUUGACAGAUCUGCGCGUGGGAGGGAUAUGGAUGUGAUUCCCAUGUGCAGUAUUUUCCAGGAGCUGCAGAGUGUCCUUGACACGGGAUACCUGUCCGCACUGCCAUCUUUGGAGGAGUACUGGCAACAGACUUGUCUUGAGCUUGAGCGCUAUCUGCAGAACGAGCCCUACGUCUCUGCAGCUGAUCUGAGAUCAGUGUGUGAGUGUGACGAUCUGUGGAACCAGUUUCUGCGGUGCUGUGGGACUGAAGCCAGCUCGUCCCCUCCAGAAGCUUCCGGCCCCAGUCAGGACGGGAUGUCUACGGCUUCCCAUUCGUCAGUCGGCAGCUGUGAGAAGAUCAUUGGCUCUCCUGAUGCGCUUACACACCCACUGGAUCAGCAGCAUGUCACCACACACACACCCCCGACGCCACCCUCCUCGCCCUCCCUCGCUCUUUUGGAGGUUAAAGAAGAGGCAGAGGAGGCGAGAGGGGAAGAGGUCAAAGGUGAGGGGUUAUCCGAAGGACGAAGGAGAGCUCAUCGAUGUUACUUCAACGGUUGCAGGAAGGUGUACACCAAGAGCUCUCACCUGAAAGCGCAUCAACGGACACACACCGGUGAGAAGCCGUACAGGUGUUCGUGGGACGGCUGCGAGUGGUGCUUCGCUCGAAGUGAUGAACUGACAAGGCACUUCAGAAAACACACUGGAGCGAAACCCUUCAAAUGCAGCCACUGCGACAGGCGUUUCUCUCGUUCUGAUCAUCUGGCUCUCCACAUGAAGCGACACAUCUGAACGAGAGGAGUAAGGGACAGACGCACUGGUACAGCACAAUAGUGAACAGAAUCUGUGUGUGAGAAUCCCAAAGACCAGCACAACUGGUUUUCUAUGUAUUCACUGAGUGUCAGUGUUGCACUUUCUUGCCAAUUAUAUGCUUUCAGCAAAAGGGACAUAGAUUUUGUUCCCAUGCUGGUGACAUUUGACUUGUUGAUUCAAGUUAUAUAUGAUUUAAGUAUCCAUAUAUUUGCAGGCUUUGCAAAUUGCAGUAUAUUCAUUUCACUCUCCUUUAUAAAAAUAAAAUCUUGGUCCACACAGAA